This is a messenger RNA of Williopsis jadinii, 408 nucleotides long. Its product is annotated as dual specificity phosphatase ibp1. NCBI's taxonomy places the organism in Eukaryota, Fungi, Ascomycota, Saccharomycetes, Phaffomycetales, Wickerhamomycetaceae. Gene Ontology annotation, molecular function: protein tyrosine phosphatase activity. The record is from RefSeq and is a predicted model, not a curated record. The transcript has a single exon. The coding region runs from base 1 to 408 and encodes 135 amino acids. Gene Ontology annotation, cellular component: nucleus; cytoplasm.
AUGGAUAACGUGUACAAGGCUCUGAUAAAGCCGCUAGAGCCAAGAACGCUCGCCAGUUGGAUCCAUUCUGGUAAAAACGGCUUCCUAGUGAUUGACGUGAGAGGCCCUGAUUACAGAUAUGGAUGUGUCAGGGGAUCGAUAAACAUUCCCUCGAAUGAGUUUGAUUCAAACAUCCCAAAGAUCAUCAGUGAAUACACUCCAGGGGUUGAUACCUUUGUGAUCCACUGUAUGAGAAGCCAGAUACGCGGACCAAGAUGUGCGCGCAAACUGAUAAGGUACUUACUGUUGAAUACAGAAGCAAAGGACGACUUGACAAAGCUUCCGAACAUUUACCUUUUACAAGGCGGGCUGAAGAGAUGGAAUGAACUCUACGGCAACGAUCCUUCAUUGAUGGAGCCAAUCCCGUAA